AUGUGUAAACAAAAUAACUUGCGGCCAAGCAGCAUAAAAGUCGUGUUUGGAAUUUUCGUUUCAUUGGCAUUUAGUUUAUCCUGCAGUGUCUGCAAAGAAAAACAGGGCAGUUCGUGGAAGGAUAUUCUAUUCGGCAGUAAAUGGCUGCCUUCCACAGGCGCGCGAGAUGCAAGGUUUCUGCCAAUCUUUAAUAUGGUUCCAAUCGGAUCGGGCACCUGUACGGCGUCUUCUGGCGAGCAGGGCAACUGCAUACCGAGCAAGGAUUGCAUGCUGCGUGCGGGUAUACCAGCAGGUCCUUGCGCUGGCGGCUACGGAUUGUGUUGUGUUUUCCUGCAAACUUGCGGCGGCAUUAUACGCGAGAACUCUACGUAUUUUGUGAAUCCCAACCAUCCGGAUGUCUACGAUGGCACUGGCAGUUGUCAAGUCACAGUGCAAAAGAUACAUCCGGAUAUUUGCCAGUUGAGACUCGACUUGGACAUGUUUUCCAUUGCACCGCCCGAAUCACUGAAUCACGUUUGUAACCAGGAUCAACUGCUCAUCUCUGGUGGCAGUCCGGUGCCCACCAUUUGUGGCUCCUCAUCAGGCGAUCACAUGUACAUUGACGCCGGCUUGGGCCAAAGUAAUGCGAUCGUACUCUCCGUCAUCACGAGCGGCACUUUUUCGCGUCUGUGGCGCAUACGGGUGACACAAAUCCAUUGUGGCAGUGUGAGUCGUGCCGAUCACGGCUGUCUUCAAUAUUUUUCUGGCAUCAGCGGACGUGUGCGGAGUUUCAAUUACAAUACCGUUACGGGCAGGCAACUGUCCAAUCAGGACUACAGCAUUUGCGUACGUACAGAGCGGAACUUUUGCAGCAUUCAAUACAACGCCUGUCCGGACACCGAAAACAAUCGCUCGCGUGCUUUCACCAUUUCCGGCAACUCCAACAAUCCCACUGGCUCUAUGGUGGGUGGCGGCACGCAGGUGACCCAGAACGCUUGCCUCAACGACUGGCUACUGAUCGGUUGUAUGCGUUCUGUGGACCGCAUUCCCCCUUUGGCCGCUUGUGAGGAUCGUGUUUGUGGCGGCACUUUUAGCGCUGAAGUGGGCACCAUUCAGCGGACCGUGCAAUCAAGCGUGCGACCAUUCCGUCUGUACUUCCACACGGAUAGUGUCGAAGCGCCCACUGAUAUCGACAAUCGAGGCUUUUGCUUGGACUACGUGCAGCAGCCGUGCACGAAUGGAUUUUAG
Anastrepha obliqua is the source of this 1227-nucleotide messenger RNA. RefSeq lists its product as uncharacterized. The record is from RefSeq and is a predicted model, not a curated record. Bases 1 to 1227 code for a protein of 408 amino acids. The transcript is spliced from 7 exons. Lineage: Eukaryota; Metazoa; Arthropoda; Insecta; Diptera; Tephritidae.